CUCCUCUUUGUCGUUUGACAAGUGUUUUAUUUCAUUUUUCAAGUUUUUGCACAAUAGCAUCCGACUAAAAUCAGUUAUUUCACUUAAUUAAGGUUAUUUAAUAUUCACUUUGUACGACUUCAGUGAAAAUAUAGUGUUUGUCCAUUGAAAUUACUUUUGUAUACAUCGUUGUAGCUACAGACGCUUGUCACGGUAAUCAUUAUUUCGCAGUCGUAAUUGGAUCUCGAACGCUGUGGGGAAUACCAAGGGACUCAUUUGAGGUGUGUAACCAUGGACACCGACGAUGGGGAAUCAUCAAGCAGCGGCCCAAUGUCCAGCUUAAAUAGCUUGUUUUCUUUUACGAGCCCGGCUGUGAAAAAAUUACUAGGCUGGAAACAGGGUGAUGAGGAAGAAAAAUGGGCAGAGAAGGCGGUAGAUAGUCUGGUGAAGAAACUGAAGAAGAGAAAAGGAGCCAUUGAAGAGUUGGAGAGGGCGCUGUCAUGUCCUGGAACACCAUCCAAGUGUGUCACUAUUCCACGCUCCCUGGAUGGUCGAUUGCAGGUAUCGCACAGAAAAGGUUUGCCCCACGUCAUAUACUGUCGCGUGUGGCGUUGGCCCGACCUGCAGAGCCAUCACGAGCUCAAACCCCUAGAGAUAUGCCAGUACCCGUUCAGUGCUAAACAGAAGGAAGUGUGCAUCAACCCAUACCACUAUAAACGGGUCGAGAGUCCUGUACUGCCCCCUGUGUUGGUGCCUAGACAUUCUGAGUUCGCGCCGGGCCACUCACUUUUACCUUUCCAAAGGACAACGGAGCCUGCAAUGCCCCAUAACGUCUCUUAUUCCGGUUCAGGUUUUCCACCUUCAGCCAGUUCUGAAUUACCCGACACCCCCCCUCCCGCGUAUUCUCCCCCUUCGGACGAUUCAGAACCGCCCGGGGAAGUAGCCCCCGUCUCCUACCAAGAACCUUUAUACUGGGCUUCGGUCGCCUACUACGAAUUGAACUGUCGGGUCGGCGAAGUGUUCCAUUGCAGCUCCCAUUCGGUAGUGGUAGACGGGUUCACGGAUCCGUCGAGUAACAGCGAUCGCUUCUGUCUCGGACAACUCAGCAAUGUUAACAGAAACUCUACGAUAGAGAACACCAGGCGUCACAUAGGCAAAGGGGUGCAUUUGUACUACGUAGGGGGUGAAGUGUACGCGGAAUGCUUGUCGGAUGCAGCUAUAUUCGUGCAGAGUAGAAACUGCAAUCACCAUCAUGGUUUCCACCCGUCCACCGUUUGCAAGAUACCUCCGGGGUGCUCCUUGAAGAUAUUCAACAAUAGGGAGUUCGCUCAGCUGCUGUCUCAGAGUGUGAACCAUGGUUUUGAGGCGGUUUACGAGCUGACCAAGAUGUGUACCAUUAGGAUGUCCUUUGUCAAGGGCUGGGGGGCGGAAUAUCAUCGUCAGGAUGUGACUUCCACCCCGUGCUGGAUAGAGAUCCACCUCCAUGGGCCCCUGCAGUGGCUAGACAAAGUCCUCACGCAGAUGGGAUCGCCGCACAACGCUAUCUCCUCCGUCUCUUAGUCCAUCGCUGGAUCGGACCUGAAACUCCUCCCGGAGACCCACCAAGCGAGCGAGCUCCAUCGAACCAGGUAUUCAAUUAGCUAAUCUCAAUGUCAUUGUGCAUUUCGUUUUGUUUUCUCAUUUGUAAAUUGUAUUCGCAAGAGUUGCAUGUGAGAAUCUGUUGUGAUGUGACCGCUCCUCACCCGCAUCGGUCCAGAUGUGAUGCAGCUCAAACUAUGUGUCAUUUAAGUAACAUGUUAAGACAUACAUUAUUAUUGUGUAAGCGUAAAUAUUAUAUAAAUGAAUACUAUUUUAAGUGAUACUUAUACUCGUGAAUGUAUAUGACAAGGUAUAAGAUAUUAAUAAUGUUGGUGUAAAUAAUGUUUUAUUUUCGUGGAAGUGUGUGGCAUCCAAACGUGAGAAAGAGAGAGAGUUAUUUGGCACAAAUUAUUGGGUGAAUAGAGUAUUGAAUUUGAAGAGUUAUAUAGAUGUAAGUGCGUACAUACAAGCAGCACGUCAGGUUAAUGAAAUGACAUUUUAAAUGCGUAAGAUUUUGAACUUUUUUUUAGGACAAUGGCGCAAAAUGUAUGACACAAUUUGUCAGUUUGCGGUAGCCUGCUACUGCUGUACAUUAGUGUCAUUGGAAUAUUUUGCUUUCAAGCUUGUUGAAGAAUGCAAUUUGUAUUAUUGUAACGAUUGUUAUAUUAAAUAUAGUUAGAUUUUGUGGUUUCUUACCCACCUUUCCCGCCAUCGUGAUUAACAAAAAUCGGCAAAAUUGUCUUUUGAUAUUGACGUAGUAUUGAUUAUGUAUAAAGUCAUUUUUUUUUCUUUCAAGAUCUCUAUGGUGCAUUACAAGAUAACUUAAAUAUAUUUACUGAUACAGCAGUAAAGUAUUCGGGAAUACAUCAAUAUUGAGGAGCCACAAAGUCUUAGUAAUUAAUUUUAAGUGGUUAUGUGUUCUAUAUUAUUAUAAAGAUAUUUUUAAGCAUUUUUGCAUACCAAAUAACAUUGUUAUGUGAAUUUCUGAACAUUGCCCAAUUCACUCACAAAAGUUCAUUGUUAUUUUAUGUUUCAUUAUCUGCAAGACAGGCAUGUAUCUCUCGGAAUAAAUCGUGAAUAAAUAGAUAUUUAUAUUAACAGGAGAUCCAGUUACAUUAAAAUGAUAUAAUUUUUAAUUAAUUUUGCUUAAAUCGUGGUAAUGGUAAUUUUAUUUACUUUUAGGAUUUCUUAAACUUGAAAAGAUGUGUAUUAUUUUUUUGUUGAUUAUUUCCACUACUGUUGUAAUUUCAAUGAUACCUACCUUUUUUAUUAAUACCCGCAAUGGUACCAAUUCUGGCGUGAUUCUCUAAA
Molecule: messenger RNA, 2868 nt
Organism: Chilo suppressalis (striped riceborer)
Lineage: Eukaryota; Metazoa; Arthropoda; Insecta; Lepidoptera; Crambidae
Source: the annotation of a GenBank genome assembly